Molecule: messenger RNA, 2758 nt
Organism: Actinia tenebrosa (Australian red waratah sea anemone)
Lineage: Eukaryota; Metazoa; Cnidaria; Anthozoa; Actiniaria; Actiniidae
Product: rhodopsin-like
Biological process (GO): G protein-coupled receptor signaling pathway
Cellular component (GO): membrane
Molecular function (GO): G protein-coupled receptor activity
Source: RefSeq, a predicted model, not a curated record
CACAGGAAAGGCUGGUCGCUCUCGCCUGCGAUGACUUGAUCUGUAGGCAAGGUUAUAUAAUGCUGUCCUCCUAUUGGAUAAAGUUUACCCACCAUCUGUUAUUGACAUCUCUUUGUUGAUGUGUUUUAUGCAUCAAGUAUGUAAUUACUACAGAAUAUGAUAAUCUAGUCRAGCUAUUUGCUUUGUGCUACAGAAAGCUUCACGCAAGACAGAGUAAAAGAUCCCUCCUUGUAUCAUCUCUGGCAGUGAUCUUCUCAAUCUAGGGACUUGAUUUUGACAGCAUUUACUCAAGCAUCUCAACCACUCAGUCUGUCUGUCACCGUUCGUGAUCAAUAUUACACUUGGGACAGAACCUUCAAAUCAGACCCCAUCACUGGUGUUCACUGCCCUUGGGCGUUCUAUUCCGCCAAUACACUAUCUUGUACGUCAUAUCAUUUACAAAGAGUUGUGUCAAAUAUAACUGGGUUUGUAACAUCACGAGAGAUAGACAAGCGAAUGCUCUGCAGUUCUGUUGUUCGCGUGAUUGUAAUAGUCGAAAUUCUACAACCGGCUGUUGUCUUAUAAUUAUUAGAAUGUUACGACUGAGGUGUUGAAAGCUCCAUGCGAAAAUAGAGUGUUGUUUAUCGCCCGUAACUCGAACACAUUGAAUCCUAACAACUGUCUUGGCACUAGACAUGUUGUGUGAAGAAAAUUGCCUCCAUUGAUCCAUAGUCGAGCAUCGUCUAUAAACGAAAAGGAAAGUUUGUGUGGGAGUUUGGCGUCUUCGAAACGAGUUUGUUGCCAGAUUCUUUUAGAUGCAAAGCUGCAUGACUGUAUAGAUUACCACUGACUGAGUAUCACAUCUGGCAACAGUCAGCUUAYAUAUCUUUCGGGUUUCUCUCGUAGUAAAGGAUGCCUUGAGAUUACAAAUUUGUUUAUGCUUCAGUAAAGAUCAAAGUCUUGGCUGCAAUUAAUCAAGCAUACGAUCAAAACACCGUAAACCAAGAACCGCAAGAAGCUGAUUUUAAUCAAGUAUUGUUCUGCUAAUGGGACCCCAAGACGUUACUACAAGAUUGUAAAAGCUUCURCAAACAUUCAGUCUGGUCCGAUCCUGCGACCUCUAUAAAAAGUCCCAAAGCUUUUAAAUAAGAUAAAAAAAUCGUGAGUGGCAGACAAGGGUUCUUGAAAGUAUGCAGCCGUGGAACGAAGAUGCCUUUGUAAACAAGCUUUUUCCGAAAGAGCGACAAAAUGACAUUAACACAUCGUGUUCUACUCGGUAUGUUUACGAGUCCAACGAGAUUAGGAUAACUCGAUUAGCAGCACAAUCAUUCUUGGUUUUCGCUGGAGUCUUGUUCAACAUCAUCAUCUGUGUACUCAACUUGAAACACUCGAAUAUCAACGCUGCCAUCAGAGUUUACCUUCGAAACAUGGCUGUUGCAGACAUUGGGGURCUCUUGAUUGGUUUCCUCUUCGCUGUUGCUAAAGAACAAGAGGGAACUAGUAAGUGGGUACUAGGAGGUGUAGCGUGCAGGUAUAUUUACCCUGUAACGGACAUGUUCUAUGCUGUUACAGUAUGGACCGUUGUCGCAAUUGCCGUAGAGAGAUGUCACAUCAUGAAGGGAGACAGUGGUAGUUGGAAUAGUGGACCCUCUCGUGGACUACGCACUGUACUCAUAUURUGGUUUACAGCUUUCUUUGCUAUCUCUGUCCCGUUAUUUUUUGCCAGUAAUUAUAAAUCAUCUUGUGGACGAAGAUACUGCUUCAUUCGUUGGCCAACUGCAAGUGACGGAAACAACAUUCCUCCCAAAAUUCAUUCACUUUUCCUUCUUUUCGUUAUAGUUAUUUUACCCGUAGUUGUAAUUUUGGUGUCAUGCUGUAGACUAGCGUUUGGGUAUAGGCAUUCAUCAGGGGUGUGUAAUCCAGAUCGCGACAGCAUGCGUCAAAGAUUACGAUCAGAUAACAGUGAAAACAGUGAACAAGACGAAGUAAGACACCACGAAUGCGACGAUGCCAAGCGUUUUCUCACCCCUUUGGUUAUUCUACUCGUCAUUUCCACAAUUCCUAUGCUAGUCUUGCGAACAAUCUUUAUUUUUAGUUCCCAAAAGCUGACGCUAGAGAACUAUCUUGUUCUAUUAAACAUUUCUAUCAUGUUGACUGUAUGUAAUUCUGCAGUCAGACCAUUCGUCUAUUAUGUGGUCAGUCAAGAUGUCAGGGAUGGGUUUUCAUUACUGGUGAAUAGGGUUAAACGAAGGUUACGAAUGUGCUGUAGGAAACAYGAUGAGACGACUAUACCACUACAAGAUAAUGUCGCAAUAACUCGACACUCUUGUUAUAAAGAAACUACGCUAUAAAGUCCCGAUAGUGUCACGAGUAUGUAUUCCCAUUCAUUGCUGACGAUAAUCCGACAACUAUACCUACAAGAUAAUGUCACAAUAACUCGACACUCAAGUUAUAAAGAAACUACAUUAUGAAGUCCCGAAAGUGUCACGAGUGUGCUCCGAUUAUUCAAAUCCGACCAAAGUCGACAGUCCAUGUAAUUCAUUAAUGUUUUAUAUCCAGACACUUGAGAGCUAGCUCACAUUUAAACUGUAGCUCCUAGAGAACAUUAUCAUGCUCCGACCAGUUGGAGGAUAAUCCGAUCAGCUUCGGUUUUAAUCCGACCUCUGGUCCGACCAUACCAAGCAUGGCGCUAUAUUAACAACAUGUUUGAGUUAAUUUCAGUUUAGUUAUGUCAUAUUUUUAUAUCAGUUCUCAAUAAAACUAGUUWUGUUAUUCAAGA